AUGGCUCCGGCUGGGCCCCGAUCCGGCGACGCAAUCUUCGCUAGCGUCGAGCGCGUGAAUGCAGAGCUGUUCACGCUUACGUAUGGCGCGAUUGUGAGGCAGUUGCUGACAGAUUUGGAGGAGGUUGAUGAGGUCAACAAGCAGCUGGAUCAAAUGGGCUAUAACAUUGGGAUUCGGCUUGUUGAUGAGUUCCUGGCGAAAUCUAAUGUCUCUAGAUGUGUGGACUUCAAGGAGACUGCUGAAGUAAUUGCAAAGGUGGGUUUUAAGAUGUUCCUUGGAGUUGGUGCUUCUGUAACCAACUGGGAUGCUGAAGGGACAUGCUGCAGCAUCGUUUUGGAAGAUAAUCCUCUGGUGGACUUUGUCGAACUUCCUGAUACUUGUCAAGGCCUUUACUACUGCAACGUUUUGAGUGGAGUCAUCAGAGGAGCCCUAGAAAUGGUAUCCAUGAAAACAGAAGUCACAUGGCUUCGCGAUGUGCUCCGGGGCGACGAUGUGUUUGAAUUGCAGGUUAAACUUAUAAAGCAAGUUCCAGAAGAGUACCCAUACAAGGAUGAUGAGUAA
Linum trigynum is the source of this 561-nucleotide messenger RNA. The record is from the annotation of a GenBank genome assembly. Lineage: Eukaryota; Viridiplantae; Streptophyta; Magnoliopsida; Malpighiales; Linaceae.